Molecule: messenger RNA, 1144 nt
Organism: Exophiala viscosa
Lineage: Eukaryota; Fungi; Ascomycota; Eurotiomycetes; Chaetothyriales; Herpotrichiellaceae
Exons: 3
Coding region: 226-762 (178 amino acids)
Biological process (GO): pyruvate import into mitochondria
Cellular component (GO): mitochondrial inner membrane
Source: RefSeq, a predicted model, not a curated record
AAAGACCGUCAACCAUCCCCAAUUCAACUAACUCCUCACCUCAAACUCCGAAACCUUGCCUUGAUUCGAGUUACUCAUAUUCCUUCUCACCUCUACAUCUACUGUCUCUACAACACCAAGGCGACACUCUCCUCUCCCUCUUCGUCGCCGUCGCCGUCGCAGAGGAUCCACUGGCCGUAAGAUCGAAGACCAGACACCAGAUCUCACGACCUGAUUACCCUCGCCAUGUCCGCCCGCUUCGGUAUGCGCUUUGCGCAACAAACCGCCAGACAGACUUCGUCUACGGCAUCGCGUACUCCCUUCCAGUUCCGAAACACCAUCUUCCGACGAUAUCAGGGUACCGCUGCGAACCCGGCGGUUGAAGGAGCGCCGGCCGCGCAGCAAAGCAUUUUCCAGAGAUUAUGGACUAGCGAAGUUGGUAUUCGGACGGUACAUUUCUGGGCUCCCGUUAUGAAAUGGGGCGUCGUCCUCGCCGGUGCUACGGACUUUCUCCGACCACCAGAGAAAUUGUCUUUGACGCAGAAUUUGGCUCUUAUGGCAACCGGAUCUAUCUGGACUAGAUGGUGCUUCGUCAUUAAGCCAAGAAACGUGCUGCUUGCAGCAGUGAACUUCGCCCUGUUCAUUGUUGGCACGAUUCAAUGCGCUCGAAUCUUCCUGUACCAGCAAUCACAAAAGGGCACAGAGGGAGCCUUGAAGGAAAUGGAGAAGGAUGUGGUAGCUCCAGCCAAGAAGCUAGAGACGAAGGCUGAGCAGAAGAUAUGAUCAACUAUGUUUUCUGGGUCAAGGCAGGAGAGUAGGAGCAGAGUAGGCUGUAUCUUGACUGGACUGUUGAGCUGUGACCUUGGAUAUAGUGGAGGUCCUGUGCUCCCGACGCCUGGUAUACAAUAAAACAAAAGGUCUCCGAAGACUGACAUCUUGUGAAUGUGAAUCACUAUCAGUCAUCUACUCAGGUCUAGCAUGGACUACUCCCCUCUGUGAAACCUCGUUAUCAGCGACGGCUUCAGCACCAUGUGCUUGUUGCCUGACAAAGCAAGACCUAACAUCUAUAAUGCUUCGCCGUAGUCUCCAUAUACGGUGAAGUAGUAUCCUGGCGCAGCCCACCAUGGACGUCACUGUCCUCGAGUUGGAGAGUAUCACAAAUGCC